Messenger RNA from Piliocolobus tephrosceles (Ugandan red Colobus), 1343 nucleotides. It is a transcript of the gene C14H9orf85, whose product is annotated as chromosome 14 C9orf85 homolog. The transcript is spliced from 4 exons. The coding region runs from base 447 to 920 and encodes 157 amino acids. Lineage: Eukaryota; Metazoa; Chordata; Mammalia; Primates; Cercopithecidae. The record is from RefSeq and is a predicted model, not a curated record.
UUCCACCAAUCACAGGCCGCCCAGCAGGGUCGGAGGCGCUCUGGGCUCCAGGAGAGGCUGAGCUCGCUCGGCAGGAGGCGGGGAUUGCGGAAAAGAAGAACCAAUAGGAGCAAAGGUUCCCCGCCCCUUUGCCUUGAUGGACUACCACAUUCGGGCCAAUGGGGGAAUUCUCAUUUCGAAGAAAGCGGGACUUGAGAAAGAGGCUGCGCGGAGCAGGAGGGUCCGGGCUGCGCCGCGUGGAGUGGCCUGGCCUAACAGCAGGGAGGGCAGAGCUAUGCUCUUUGACCUCCCAGAAGAGUCACGUGGGUUGACCCGGAGCCGGGGCGGAAAGGUUGCAUUAGUUUCUUCCGGGUCAUUGACAGGCGCGUCAAUUCCUGGGAGUAGUUCGUUGGUUUUCCCUUCAUCCUUUUGCCUGCUCACGGUGAGGGGUGGCUUUGAUUUCGGCGAUGAGCUCCCAGAAAGGCAACGUGGCUCGUUCCAGACCUCAGAAGCACCAGAAUACGUUUAGCUUCAAAAAUGACAAGUUCGAUAAGCGUGUGCAGACCAAGAAAAUUAAUGCAAAACUUCAUGAUGGAGUAUGUCAGCGCUGUAAAGAAGUUCUUGAGUGGCGUGUAAAAUACAGCAAAUACAAACCAUUAACAAAACCUAAAAAAUGUGUUAAAUGUUUACAAAAGACAGUGAAGGAUUCUUAUCACAUAAUGUGUAGACCAUGUGCCUGUGAACUUGAAGUCUGUGCAAAAUGUGGAAAGAAAGAAGACAUUGUUAUUCCGUUGAAUAAAGAAACAGAAAAAAUAGAACGUAUUGAAAAUAAUCUAAGUUCCAACCAUAGAAGAAGCUGCAGAAGAAAUGAAGAAAGUGAUGAUGAUUUAGAUUUUGAUAUUGAUUUAGAAGACACAGGAGGAGACCUUCAAAUGAAUUAAUAUCACUGUGUUAAAAGUUGGCCGGGCACGGUGGCUCACGCCUGUAAUCCCAGCACUUUGGGAGGCCAAGACGAGCUACACUCCAGCCUGGGUGACAGAGCAAGACUCUGUCUCAAAAAAAAAAAAAAAAGUAAAUUUAAGGAUGUGAAAUUCUGACCACCUUUUGGCUUUGAGUAUUUUCCAAAAGAUACUGUGAAAUCCUAAUGAGGAAAUCAGAAAAAGCUAUAGAAAAAUAGACAAAUUUCAUACAUGAACAAUGUAAAUUGUGUAUAUUACUUAAUACCAAACUAAACAAGAUUCAGAAUUGAUGGUUGUGUAAGAACUAGCUCAUGUAAAAAUAAGAUGACAUUAUAUUGCCUCAAAAAUUGGUCCUCAGUAAUUGCCUUUUGAUAAAUGAUCUCAAAUAAAUGAUUCAUAGCAAAA